GUGGCGUGAGCGGUAGCAGUUCAAUAGCGGUUAGCAGGUACGUAACAAACAGACUACAGGGAGAGACCAAGGAGAAUCCAGUGGAAGUAUGGACAGUAGAAAGAACAAUUGAGGGAUCGGGAUUCACUUUAUCAGGCAAAGUGAAGAAAAAUGUCCAGCAGAAGCCAGCACUAUGGAUUCCAGUCAGCCACCAUGGUGCAGCCUGCCAAUGGCGGGCAUGCCUAUCUGUUCGGAAACAACAGCUCAGAAAAUGAUAUGUCAGAAGAGGAUGGGGAAAGCUAUGAGCUGCGGCCUCGUGGCAGAGAGAGACUCCGGAGGAGCACCUCUAAAGAGAGAAUGGAUGACAUUAUCUAUUUGACCAGAGAUAUCCAGGAGGGAGACACUCUGAACAGCAUUGCCCUUCAGUACCAUUGCUCAGUGGCGGACAUCAAGCGUGCCAACAACCUUUUGACAGAGCAGGACUUUUUUGCCCUGCGUUCAGUUAAGAUUCCUGUGAGGCGCUUUAGUGUCCUCACUGAGACUCAUAACGCUGCUACUCUCAAAUCUGCCUCGCCCACAGGCACUAGACAUCUGCCUCAGGUCUCGCACAUUACUUCUCUCCCUUCUGAAUCCUCCAUGGACUCCUGUUCUUCCACUGACAGCGUGGAAGGAUUCCUGAUGGAGAAGGACAAGGACAUUGAGCGGCUGGUGAAAUCCACAGGACCAUCUCGGAGCGGCCUCAGUGAGGUUGUUUCCUCUUUAACGCAGCAACAGCAGCAGCCAUUACUAGGAGAAGCUGGAUAUAAACCAGUACAGAGGAAGGAUCCUUAUUAUGGGGCAGACUGGGGCAUGGGAUGGUGGACUGCUGUGGCAAUCAUGCUUUUUGUCGGCAUUGUCACACCCAUCUUUUAUCUGUUGUACUAUGAAGUUCUUUUGAAAGCUAACGUCAGCCAUCAUGGUAUGCCUGGUACACAAACUCACAACGGCUUGUCUUAUGAGUCUCAAAAAGGCAACGGUUUGAUCGGGAUUAAAGACAUUCCUGGAGAUGCUCAACUUAAGCAUGCAGUUAAAGGAGAUCAGGAGGGACGGGUUGCGGACAAAGCAGGAGACGGUGGAGAUAGAGAAAAUGAGAAAACAUAGCAAGGAA
Messenger RNA from Pelmatolapia mariae (spotted tilapia), 1126 nucleotides. RefSeq names its product LysM, putative peptidoglycan-binding, domain containing 3 (gene lysmd3). The record is from RefSeq and is a predicted model, not a curated record. Gene Ontology annotation, cellular component: Golgi apparatus. NCBI's taxonomy places the organism in Eukaryota, Metazoa, Chordata, Actinopteri, Cichliformes, Cichlidae. The coding region runs from base 151 to 1119 and encodes 322 amino acids. The transcript has 3 exons. Gene Ontology annotation, biological process: Golgi organization.